AUGGCUAUGGGUGCCUCAUCGUCGGCUAUUGUUGUCACCGCUGUGGUGGCAGCUUUGGCCAUGGGUGCUGGACUUAUUAUAGGAUACCUUCUUCGUCCCCAGGUGUCGAGUAGGCAGAGCUUUGACUUUAACACAGUGAGAAAUAGGACACUUGGUAGAUUGCUCCAGACUUGUGGGGAUGCGGCGAGGGAUGAACCGGAGAUUCAGAGGUACUUGUUGUCUCACGAGAUCGAGGCGUGCAAGGCGUACACCUGUAGUGUGCCUCUCCCCAGGACGUACCAGGUGUAUCAUCUUCUAGGGGCAAAGAUCGAGGUGGACGGGCGUCUGGACGAGAAGGCCUGGCAGGAGGUGGCCUGGAGUCAAACAUUUAUUGAUAUCAAAGGAAGUGACUACCCAGCACCGAGGUUCCAGACUAACGUGAAGGUUCGGUGGGAUGACGAGAACCUGUAUGUAGCUGCCUAUCUGGAGGAGACGGAUGUCUGGGCCAACAGAUCCCUGCACGAUACAACAGUGUACCAAGACAAUGCAUUCCAGGUCAUGUUAGACACCGAGCAGAGCAACCACAAAUACAAAGAAAUAACAAUGAACGCAUUGGGAACAGUAUCCGAUAUCAUGCUGACAAGGCCAUAUAUGGAUGACGGAGAGCCCCUCAGUUUCUGGGAGAGUGACGUCAUAAGAGGAGUCCACACAGACGGACCAAUCAAUGACCCCAACGUCAAGAAUAAAUUCUGGACCCUGGAAAUGUCCAUUCCAUUUAAAACGCUUUUCGCUGGUAUCAAGAGAAACUCGGAUGUUCCAAGUGAUAGAGAAACAUGGCGGGCCAACUUCGUAAGAUCCGAAUGGAUGACAGAAGUUGUUGGAGGAAAAUAUCACAAGAGACUUGAUAUGGAGGCUGACUGGUGGGUGUGGAGUUCACCCGGGGUGUCCAACAUUCAUCUACCCGACAAAUGGGGUCUCCUCCAGUUCAGGAAGCUACCCGUCAACUCCACGCAGUUUGUCACCUCAACAGACUGGGUCACAAGGAACGCACUGCUGGAUGUUUACAGAGCUGAGAAGGCAUACAGAGCUACAACGGGAAGGUAUACCGAUAAAUUGGAGCUGUUAAAACUACCACCAUAUGUGUUGUCCAAGAGGUGUGUCCGGGAUAUGGAGGUUAAACUGGACUGGGGCGGCUUCCGGGCAACAGCAUUUCCGGUUGACGAGAAGAUGAAGGAAGGUCACACGCGGACGGACAGAUACGUGUGGUUUGGCGAGAACAAUGAAGAGUUGUACUGAGCCACGACCGCACGGACACUUGGACAGUUGGACUCUCGGACAUAGUGAGGAAACUCACACAUUUGUGUUGGGGUAGUGGAAUGAAGAAUUCCUUAGUGCCAAACACUUGGUAGGAUCUGAUGCUACAACGUCCGUGAGAAAACACUCACUGAUGCUAUUUCCACGACACCUUCCCACAACUGAUGAGAUUACGUGUGGAGACACGUUUUGAAAUCAUGUCCUGUACAUUACCGCUGUGAUUUGGCAAAACCGUAUACUCUUCCAAAUAUAUGAAAGAUUUUAAAUGGAGAUUUUAAAUGACAGAAACAUCUGUAGAUAGUUUUAUCAGAGACCAUAUGGUCUCCGGUUUUAUUAACACUUGUGUAUACAGACGACUGUCGUCUGAUUAUUGGGACUAAUAUUGUAUAAUUCUCGACUGUUAUACAGGACAGAGGCCUACGAUAUAACUUGCAAGGUUUUGUACAUAUUUUAUACUAUAGAUAGUUGAUUUGUUACAAAAUAGUUAAACCAGCCUGUGGAUUCAUAUCGCAUUCUGUUGAAAGUUCACACUGUAUAUAGACUAGAACGAUCACUCAAAGGGCUGUAUGUCUUAUUAGAGUAAACACUAGGUCUUGUGUUCCGAUUCAUCACGACAAAGUAAGACUUCCUGCUGUGACAAAAUAUCGAGUUGACAAUUUUAA
Messenger RNA from Haliotis rubra (blacklip abalone), 1955 nucleotides. RefSeq lists its product as uncharacterized. The transcript has 12 exons. Gene Ontology annotation, biological process: carbohydrate catabolic process. Lineage: Eukaryota; Metazoa; Mollusca; Gastropoda; Lepetellida; Haliotidae. The record is from RefSeq and is a predicted model, not a curated record. Bases 1 to 1275 code for a protein of 424 amino acids. Gene Ontology annotation, molecular function: carbohydrate binding; hydrolase activity, hydrolyzing O-glycosyl compounds.